Alexandromys fortis (reed vole) is the source of this 3033-nucleotide messenger RNA. It is a transcript of the gene Ccdc47, whose product is annotated as coiled-coil domain containing 47. The transcript has 12 exons. Gene Ontology annotation, cellular component: endoplasmic reticulum. Gene Ontology annotation, biological process: endoplasmic reticulum calcium ion homeostasis. The coding region runs from base 214 to 1512 and encodes 432 amino acids. Gene Ontology annotation, molecular function: calcium ion binding. The record is from RefSeq and is a predicted model, not a curated record. NCBI's taxonomy places the organism in Eukaryota, Metazoa, Chordata, Mammalia, Rodentia, Cricetidae.
CAUUCUACGUAACGGACGGCUGAAGCUACGUGAAGUGUACGGUGCAGUGACUGAGCUACCUGUUCUGGGCUGUGACCCAGUGACAAUCGCGGCCCGCAGAAAUCUUUCCGACCCGAAGGCGGAGGCCAGACGCAAGCAGGCUGGGUGGAGGUGGUAGCCUCAGAAGCCCCUGGCCGGGUUGCAGCCUCGGGUGCAGCUUAUUUUUAAGACGCAAUGAAAGCCUUCUAUGCUUUCUGUGCUGUCCUUUUGGUGUUUGGGAGUGUCUCUGAAGCCAAGUUUGGUGAAUUCGAGGAUGAGGAAGACAUAGUAGAGUAUGAUGAUAAUGAUUUCGCUGAGUUUGAGGAUGUCAUGGAAGACUCUGUUACGGAAUCUCCUCAGCGAGUGAUAACCACUGAAGAUGAUGAAGAUGAGACCACUGUAGAGUUGGAAGGGCAGGAUGAAAACCAAGGAGAUUUUGAAGAUGCAGAUACCCAGGAGGGAGAUACUGAAAGUGAGCCAUAUGAUGAUGAAGAAUUUGAGGGUUAUGAAGACAAACCAGAUACCUCUUCUAGCAAAAAUAAAGACCCAAUAACAAUCGUUGAUGUAAAUUCGGUGCUUUUACUCCUAGGGGAUGAUGGGACUAACAAAGAAGCCACAAGCACGGGAAAGUUGAAUCAGGAGAAUGAACACAUUUAUAACCUGUGGUGUUCUGGUCGAGUGUGCUGUGAAGGCAUGCUUAUCCAGCUGAGGUUCCUUAAGAGACAAGACUUACUUAAUGUCCUGGCCCGGAUGAUGAGGCCAGUGAGUGAUCAAGUGCAAAUAAAAGUAACCAUGAAUGAUGAGGACAUGGAUACAUAUGUGUUUGCUGUUGGCACUCGCAAAGCUUUGGUGCGGCUGCAGAAAGAGAUGCAGGAUCUGAGCGAGUUCUGUAGUGAUAAACCUAAGUCUGGAGCAAAGUAUGGACUGCCAGACUCGUUGGCCAUCCUGUCGGAAAUGGGAGAAGUCACAGAGGGCAUGAUGGACACAAAGAUGGUUCACUUUCUUACACACUAUGCUGACAAGAUUGAAUCCGUCCAUUUUUCAGACCAGUUUUCUGGUCCAAAGAUUAUGCAAGAGGAGGGUCAGCCUUUAAAGCUGCCCGACACUAAGAGGACACUACUGUUUACAUUUAAUGUGCCUGGCUCAGGUAACACGUACCCAAAGGAUAUGGAGGCUUUGCUACCCCUGAUGAACAUGGUGAUUUAUUCUAUUGACAAAGCCAAAAAGUUUCGACUCAACAGAGAAGGUAAACAAAGAGCAGAUAAGAACCGGGCCCGCGUGGAAGAGAACUUCUUGAAACUGACCCACGUGCAGAGACAGGAGGCUGCGCAGUCGCGGCGUGAGGAGAAGAAAAGAGCCGAAAAGGAGCGGAUCAUGAAUGAGGAAGACCCUGAGAAGCAGCGCAGGCUGGAGGAAGCUGCUUUGAGGAGAGAACAAAAGAAGCUGGAGAAGAAGCAGAUGAAAAUGAAGCAAAUCAAAGUGAAAGCCAUGUAAAGUCAUCCCAGAGGUCUGCGUCCACAGGAAACGGGAAAAGCACGAGUCCGUUUCUCCCCUAAAGUCAACAUAUUCCUGGUGACUGAGAAAUCCUUAUUCCACCCUCCCCUCUUCUCUCGGUUUGGAGUUCUACAGAGGUUACAGAUACAUUGAAAGGGCUCUUUCAGUUAUUUCCUUCCAGAUAAUCAAAUUAGUUUAUUUUAUAAAAGGAUGGUAUAUAAAGUAUGUGUAGUUUUAAAAUAUUUUUAAAUUAUAACAUGAAUUAUCAGUGCUUUACUUUGGUGUUUGAAGAACAAUCAUGGAAUUUAUAGACAGAUUUUUUUUUUUUAAACUGGGCAAUUGGAAUAACUGUGGAGACUGACUCUAAACCAAGAUCCCAAGAAUUUCUAUUGGAGUUGCACAAUAAACAUUGCUUGGUGUUUUUCCUGUGUCCACAUUACAGUUGUGAAAACAGUGGAAUUUAGAGCACUGUAUGUGGUGAUGCAUUUCAGAGACUUAGAACAUAGUGCAGUGUGUAUUUCGUGUGUGGGCCGUGCUAAGACAGUAUUAUAGGAGGAAAUCUAGAGGUGUCAUAGAAGAUUCUAGAGGUGGGUAGUACAGGAGCAGUUUCUCCUUGCCUUGUACUAUGAGCUAAUGACAGUGAGAGCACUGAAUUUGGAGUAGUUUUGUUUUUCCUGAGGAAGAUGCAUGAGAAGUGAGCUGCUUCCCUUAGCUCAGAUCACUGCUCUGUGAGGUCACAGUGCUUUUCAUGGUGGCUGCAACCUGUUGGGUCUUCACGGAGAAGCUGCUGUCUGUCUUCUGCGUGCUCCUUUCUUCUCUCUCCACUUCUGUCUUGCCCACAGUUGAGGCCGGUACGUGCUUUUAGAAACACAGCCAUUGGUGUGCAUAAAUAUGCUUUCCAAACGUGAGCCUUCUUAAAUGCGACAAGAGUUUUGUCUGCCUCUUGAGGUGGAAGCUUUUGUGGGGAGAGGCCCUCAUCUGCAUAAGCAUUUGGCUUGUUGAGAUCUCUGCAUUUUAUAAAUGCUUCCUACUGAGAAAGCAUUUUUUUUUUUAAGUCACUGUUUGUACCAGGUAAUUUUUGCUGGGAUGGGAAAGAGUUGUUUUUUGCGGGGUGGUGGGUUUUUGUUGAUGCUUUCUGUGUUCUGAGGCAGUAACUGAGUUGCAGUGAAAACCGUGUGAGCUGUUGCCUUGGGGAUUAUAUGGAGUUCUCAUGUGACUUUGUCUAGGUUAAUAGAAAUGUGUGCACUGGGUAUGCAGGUGUAUGCUUUUUUAACAGUUCACAAGAUUAAGUUAUUAAGAAUAACAAAAUUGAAUCACUUUAAGGCCAUAUGAUUCUAGACUUAACAUUGUUUUACAAACCUUUAAGAUACAUUUUAGAAUCAAAAUUUAUGUGCUUAGUUAUCUUUUUGAGUAAUAUAAGCUUUCUUAAAGUCCCACAAAUUCGGACUGUGGCAGCUAAUUUUGUAAUUUAAGCAUUCAUAUGAACUACCUAUGACAUAUAUUAAAAACUGAUUGACAGAA